Messenger RNA from Quercus lobata, 951 nucleotides. RefSeq names its product putative wall-associated receptor kinase-like 16. The transcript has a single exon. Gene Ontology annotation, biological process: cell surface receptor signaling pathway; protein phosphorylation. The record is from RefSeq and is a predicted model, not a curated record. Gene Ontology annotation, molecular function: protein serine/threonine kinase activity; ATP binding. Gene Ontology annotation, cellular component: plasma membrane. Lineage: Eukaryota; Viridiplantae; Streptophyta; Magnoliopsida; Fagales; Fagaceae. Bases 1 to 951 code for a protein of 316 amino acids.
AUGAAAAAGGCUACCAACAAUUACGAUGAAACUUUAAUUAUUGGCAGAGGAGGGUUUGGUACAGUUUAUAAGGGACUUUUGCCAGAUACUAGGAUUGUGAUCAUCAAGAAGUCCAAAACAGUCGAUGAAAGCCAAAUUGAGCAAUUCAUUAAUGAGGUUGUUGUACUUUCCCAAAUUAACCAUAGAAAUGUAGUUAAACUAUUAGGUUGUUGUUUGGAGACACAAGUUCCUUUACUAGUCUACGAAUUCAUACCCAAUGGUACUCUUUUUGAGUACAUUCAUCACAAAAACAAGGCAUCCACCGUAUCAUGGGAAAUUCAUCUUAGGAUAGCUGCAGAAACUGCAGAAGCAUUAUCAUAUUUGCACUCUGCAGCUUCCCCACCUAUAAUCCAUAGAGAUGUUAAGUCUUCAAACAUAUUGUUGGAUAGUACUCAUACAGCAAAGGUAUCAGAUUUUGGAGCUUCAAGAUUAGUUCCAUUAGACCAAACACAAUUAGCUACAAUGGUGCAGGGAACUUUGGGAUACUUGGAUCCUGAAUACAUGCAAACAAGUCAAUUGACAGAGAAAAGUGAUGUUUAUAGCUUUGGAUUGGUUCUCAUAGAGUUAUUAACGGGAGAAAAGGCUAUUUCAUUUGAUAAGCCAGAGGAGGAAAGAAGUCUAGCUAUAUGUUUUCUAUCUUUUUUGAAGGAUAAUAGAUUGUUUGAAAUUCUUGAAAAACAUAUAGCCAAAGAAGGAAAGGCUGAGCAAUUAAUGGAAGUGGCAAAUCUUGCAAAGAGGUGCUUACGAUUAAAAGGGGAAGAUCGGCCUACUAUGAAGGAAGUAGCAAUCGAAUUGGAGGGUUUAAGAAAGAUGGAGAUGCAUUCAUGGGUUGAUGUUGAUUCCAACUCAGAAGAAACCAAAUUCUUACUCGGUGAGACAUCAGAUUCUUACAAAUAUAAUGCUAGUAAUUAA